This is a messenger RNA of Adineta steineri, 147 nucleotides long. The record is from the annotation of a GenBank genome assembly. Lineage: Eukaryota; Metazoa; Rotifera; Eurotatoria; Adinetida; Adinetidae.
CGUACAACCACGAAAAAGCUUGUGACAGAAACGACGUCAACAACAACUACUACUACAGCCGAAACUAGUUUCAAUACAGCAACGUCAAUACAAUCAACAAAUGGAGAUAUUGAAACGGAAGCUUCCAUAAUGAAUAGACGACUUUGA